AUGCUUGAAGCCCUCCUUCUGUACUUUAUUUCCCCCCUUACCUAUAUUGUCCCCAUCCUAUUAGCCACAGCCUUCCUCACCCUAGUCGAACGAAAAAUUCUUGGUUAUAUACAACUCCGUAAAGGCCCCAAUAUUGUAGGCCCCUACGGACUACUUCAGCCUAUCGCAGACGGCCUAAAAUUAUUUACCAAAGAACCCAUUUAUCCAUCAGCAUCCUCUCCCCUCCUAUUUCUAAUCACCCCCACAAUAGCCCUCACACUAGCCCUCCUCAUAUGAAUGCCCCUACCUCUCCCCUACUCUGUUAUCAACCUCAACUUAGGCUUGUUAUUUAUCCUAGCAAUCUCAAGUCUGACCGUCUAUACCGUCUUAGGCUCCGGAUGAGCAUCAAAUUCAAAAUAUGCCUUAAUAGGGGCUUUACGAGCUGUUGCACAAACUAUUUCCUAUGAAGUCAGUCUUGGACUAAUCCUCCUAUCAAUAAUUAUCUUCACAGGAGGCUUCACCCUCCAUACUUUUAACUUAGCACAAGAAACAAUCUGACUAAUUAUUCCAGGAUGACCAUUAGCCUUAAUAUGAUAUGUAUCCACCUUAGCAGAGACUAACCGAGUACCAUUUGACCUAACAGAAGGAGAAUCAGAACUAGUUUCAGGCUUUAAUAUUGAGUAUGCAGGAGGCUCCUUCGCCCUAUUCUUUCUUGCUGAAUAUACAAAUAUUCUACUAAUAAAUACCCUUUCAGUAAUCCUUUUCAUAGGCUCCUCCUAUAACCCACUCUUUCCAGAAAUCUCAACCCUCACUCUAAUAAUAAAAGCAACCCUGCUUACCCUACUUUUUCUAUGGAUCCGAGCAUCAUACCCCCGCUUUCGCUAUGAUCAACUUAUACACUUAGUGUGAAAAAACUUCUUACCCCUAACCUUAGCAAUUAUAUUAUGACAUAUCGCCCUUCCCGUAGCCACAACAAGCCUGCCCCCUUUAACCUAA
This is a messenger RNA of Carcharodon carcharias (great white shark), 975 nucleotides long. Lineage: Eukaryota; Metazoa; Chordata; Chondrichthyes; Lamniformes; Lamnidae. The record is from the annotation of a RefSeq genome assembly.